AAUGACAAUGUGCAAGAUUCGGGGCUUCAGACUCGGAUUCUGGGAUUAUCGCAAUUGCUUUCCAAACGCUUUUAUUUACUAAGACCCAAAAAUCAAGUUUACUAUAUACUGCGCGACCUCCUGCAAGCCCUCCCUUGUCAACUCAUCUUACUUCGAACCCGGGUAUUCUCUUCGUUUUGUCAUCUUCAUUUUGCUCGUAAUUCUUGUUCUAAACACGCAGGCCUUGCUUGGCAGGGUCAACGCCACGCUCCUGGCAGUACUUGGCAACCUCCUUGGCCAAAGUCUCCCUCUGGCGGGUGGCCAGGUCCAUGAUGUCCUCGACCACCUCACCCAGCUUCUCGCCGUUCUUCGUCGAGAUUUCAUAGACGUUGGCCAUUUCGUUGAGAACAGCAGUCAGCUGGUUGGGCAGCCAUGUAACAAUGGGGCUACCACCGGUGGCCGUGGGGUGGCUGGUCUGCUUCAGGAUGAACUCCCUCGUAAAGCACCUGGAAAGUUUUAAGUCGACACUGAAUCCACAAUGCCCGGGACUGCAGAAGCGCUGCCUCGUCAGUGUCAUCAUCGGCCUUGUCCAAGCCAAGAGCGAACUGCUUCAAGCCGCAAGAGGCGGAGCUGUUCUUAACCCAUUCCAGCCACUGGCGGUGGUUGCUGGGCCUGUAUUGCCUAAAGUCUUUCAGGAUCUCGGUCAACGGCGUCGUGGGCAUGGCUACGCAAAAAAAGUUGUCGGCGGUAGGAAUUAUCGAGUCGUUAGCCCCCGACUCGCCGCGGAAAUCCCAGCGCUCGCCGUUGCUGACGCCCUCAUACUCGACUCCGUUGGGGAACAUGCUCUGCGAGGUGAUGCCGAAGAUGAAAGUACGGAAGGAGGUAUAGCUGCGGGGCUUGGACUUUUGCCACAUGGUUUCCAUGACCUCGUUAAUCUUCUUCAUGGCCUCGAGAAUCUUGGCCAAGCCGCUGUUGACCUUUUCGCGGCGCUCCUUGGAGGUUCCGGGAGCGGCGACUUUGCAGGCAUCAAGAGCCUCCACAACACCCGUGACAAGCGGGCCUGAGUUGCGUACCAUGUCUGCCAUUGAUGAAUAAGUUAGCAAAGCCUAUUUGCCUAUGUCUGUCCGUCUUUUUUUCUUUUUUUUUUCUUUUCUUCAGGGGGGUGAAUAG
This is a messenger RNA of Pyricularia grisea, 1149 nucleotides long. RefSeq lists its product as uncharacterized. Bases 420 to 1043 code for a protein of 207 amino acids. The record is from RefSeq and is a predicted model, not a curated record. The transcript has 2 exons. NCBI's taxonomy places the organism in Eukaryota, Fungi, Ascomycota, Sordariomycetes, Magnaporthales, Pyriculariaceae.